This is a messenger RNA of Aspergillus pseudonomiae, 2031 nucleotides long. Its product is annotated as GPI-anchor transamidase. Gene Ontology annotation, biological process: proteolysis; attachment of GPI anchor to protein; protein localization to cell surface. The transcript has a single exon. Gene Ontology annotation, cellular component: GPI-anchor transamidase complex. Lineage: Eukaryota; Fungi; Ascomycota; Eurotiomycetes; Eurotiales; Aspergillaceae. Bases 118 to 1329 code for a protein of 403 amino acids. The record is from RefSeq and is a predicted model, not a curated record. Gene Ontology annotation, molecular function: GPI-anchor transamidase activity.
CUCCACCUACCUAGUCGUGCUCACUCCUUUAUUGUAACUACUGUGUUCACCCCUGUCUGUCGUUCAUCACGCAACCUUUCUCUAAUUAUAUUAUGAUUUGACGUUCGAGCGCUCAUUAUGUCUCCAUACUUUGGACUCCUUAGAGUCCUUCCCUUCCUCCUCACAGCCUUUGCGUCUUUAGCUUUAUCUGAGCAUACAUCGAACUGGGCCGUCUUAGUUUCGACUUCGCGCUUUUGGUUCAAUUACCGCCACCUCGCAAAUGUCCUCUCGCUGUAUCGUACCGUCAAGCGCCUCGGAAUCCCCGAUUCGCAGAUUAUCCUGAUGCUUCCCGACGAUAUGGCCUGCAACCCUCGCAAUGUGUUCCCGGGAACAGUCUACAGCAAUGCGGAUCGCGCAGUCGACCUUUAUGGAGACAACAUUGAGGUGGAUUACCGGGGCUACGAGGUCACCGUGGAAAAUUUCAUCCGCCUGUUGACCGAUAGGCUAGACGAAGAUGUACCACGGAGCAAACGCCUUGGCUCUGACGCGGGAAGCAAUGUACUUGUGUAUAUGACAGGACAUGGAGGAGAUCAGUUUCUCAAGUUUCAGGACUCCGAGGAGAUUGGCGCUUGGGACUUGGCGGAUGCCUUCGGUCAGAUGUGGGAGAAGAAGCGUUAUCACGAGCUAUUGUUCAUGAUCGAUACCUGUCAGGCCAACACGAUGUAUACGCAUUUCUAUUCGCCCAAUAUUAUUGCCACCGGGUCCAGCGAGCUUGAUCAGUCUUCAUACUCUCAUCAUGCCGACAACGAUGUUGGAGUUGCAGUGAUUGACCGCUGGACGUACUACGUCCUCGAGUUUCUUGAAACCCAGGUCACAAGUGCGAACUCUAAACUGACAUUGGGCGACUUGUUCGAUUCGUACGACGAAACCAAGAUCCACUCACAACCAGGCGUACGAUGGGAUCUGUUCCCUGGUGCCGAGCAGGAGGGCCGCCUCCGAACGGUGGUGGACUUCUUCGGAAACGUCCAGAACAUUGAGGUUGAGAAUACCACUGCGACAGACCCGGGAUCCCUAAAAGAAGAUCUCAUUGAGAUUGCGCGACUGGUUGAGAAAUGGCGCGCACGCGACCGAGACUACUUGGUCAAUCAAAACGACUCGUCGCUUCGCGCAGGUAACGACAACUCUGGACCACAAGUUUCUUCAUCACAUCAUUCGUCGCAGAAGAACUUUGAGCCUGCCAAAAUGUCCCAGGAAGCUCCUUGGGAGAAACGAUUAGUCGGAGCAUCUGUCUUGGGGGUCUGCGCUGCUGUCUGGCUGACUGGAUCGAUCCUAGGCAGGCCCUCGGUUUGAUCAUGGUUUGAAUUUCAACUUAACUAUAUAUUUCAUGUCUCUAUAGGUUCAUUCUUUUGCUCAUCCAUGACAUUCGGUUGUGCUUUCCUAUACUACCAGCGUACAGUGUGACUACAGCUUGUGGUCUUGCAUUAUGUGAUACCUAGUUUCAGGAGUACUGACAGGCGUUGUUGGAUUAUUUGAUCUUUUUUAUCUCUUCUUUCUUCUCCCUCACUCUUAGUGUAUGCCCUUUUCGCACAUAAUGGACAUACUGCAGCUAGAUAUCUUGCAUCGACGGCAUUACAAACGCUCUUCAUGCUCAAAUCUAGUUGAAGAGCACGAGUCAUCUACCUCCGAGCUACUCCGUACUCUGCAUGUAUCUCAAGAAAACAAAGAAGCGGAGAAUAACCUUGUGCGUUAGUCAUUGUGAUACUGAGACAGCUAAGACAGUUUCUAUAUGACCUGUGGAGAUUCAUGAUUUAUUAACUGACUAUUAUGAAUAUGAUUUUUGACUAUUCUUCCUUCCCUUGCUUAUUCUCUGACUAGUAAUUUUAUGCGGGCCAUGAAGGAUGUUUUUAUGCCAGGAAAUUAAAUUUAUUGAACCAAAAAGCGGGCUUGGCGGCAAUCUCCGCACGUGUGGCGUCCCGGACGCGUCUGGACAUUCGCGACGAAGUGCUUUUGUUACCCCAAGAGACUCGCCAACACUCGGGAAUGGAGCCAACC